This is a messenger RNA of Dermacentor silvarum, 4930 nucleotides long. Its product is annotated as protein krueppel-like. NCBI's taxonomy places the organism in Eukaryota, Metazoa, Arthropoda, Arachnida, Ixodida, Ixodidae. The record is from RefSeq and is a predicted model, not a curated record. The transcript is spliced from 3 exons. Gene Ontology annotation, molecular function: DNA-binding transcription factor activity; RNA polymerase II cis-regulatory region sequence-specific DNA binding. Gene Ontology annotation, biological process: regulation of transcription by RNA polymerase II. The coding region runs from base 3259 to 3897 and encodes 212 amino acids.
AGUAAUGUACGAGGGUUGUACCAAAAGUAACGUAAAAGUUGGCAUAUAUUUCUCAUUAACAGACAUACGUUUGUCAUGUUCUACAUGUUUGUAGAGUAAAUCUUCCUCUAUUAUAUACCAUAAUGACCUUUCUUUUUCAUUACAGGUAACUAAUGGAUUCCAAGCAGAAGCAAAGGGCUGUGAUUGAGUUUUUGACCAAUCAUGGUUGCAGGCUAUCCGGGCAUUCACACAAUGCUUCUGAAAGUUUUGGGAGAUGACAUGAUUGACAAGAGUAAUGUGCAGAGAUAGACGAAAAAAAUUUAAAGAAGGGGAAAGGAGCACUGAAGACGAAUCACGCCAUGGGAGACCAGCUGUGACCAGUGACACGAAUUCUCAGCGAGUGUACAAAUUGAUUUGUGCACACCUGAAUUUUUUGAAAGCGAAUUUGAGCAUUGGGUUCAACAUUAAUGCAAAUGCAUCUCUUGUGAUGGAGACUAUAUUGAGUAGUAUCUUUGUAUUGAAAAGAGUUACUUACAUACACUUAGUAUGUGAAAAAAGCAGGUCUGUUUGCAUUACUUUUUGUACAACCCUCGUACUAGUACAGCGUCACUUCUUUUUCUCUGUAGUGUGUUUUAAAACCUUCCUUGCCAACUUCCCCUACUAUGGAUUGACUGUGUUUCUAGUCGUGAGAAGAUGGAUGCCAGUGCUUUGGAACCUCAUUAAUUCAAUUUUUAUGAAAGGACGGGAGGCAGUGGAAGUAUUCGAGGAGCCGAGAAUCACAUGUUGGCACAAGCACAACUGUCAUCAGCACAUCGCCUAAAAUUUGGCCAAACUGUAUUUUCUUGUCGAAAAGUAAUGUGUCAGGUGUUCACUUCAAUUUUUCACUUAUAAACCGGUCAUGUUUAAGGUGUGCUUAGUUUAAAAUUUCCACAGUGGUGCCAUCAUGCUUUCCUAUGUUAUGCCAUUUUUCUCACUUACGAAAGUUCUGUUCCCUAUAAACAUGACGUCAUCUGUGUACUUAGAUUCCGGUGCACGUUAAAGAACUCCAGGCGGUCAGAAUUAAUUCGCAGUCCACCACUACAGCGUGCCUCAUAACCAGAUUGUGAUUCUGGCACGUAAAACCCCAUGAUUUUUUCUAAACAUGACGUUUUGGACAGCACAAAUCUCUCAGGCCUGGCUUAAUCUUGGUCAUUGUAUCCCCCUAACUGCAAUAGUGCUGAAGAAUGUUGGCAGGCUAGCUGGUUGGGAAUCAUGAUAAUGCGGUGCAAUGCAACUGGACGAGGAUAGAGAAGAAUUUGACACAUAAAGCGCUAUUUCAACUACAAAUCUGUAUUUUUGCACAUGUACGAUACAUAUACAUAAAUGGGCGAUCAAAAACAAGAAUGUCAACAUUUAGAGGAACACCAAGGAACCAACAUGCGUCAAACAGUCUAAUCGCAACUUGCUCGUCAAAUGGCUAUCUCAGUAACUCGAGACACCGCAUCUCUUUUUUCGGUAACUUCAUGGAAGGUAUGCUCACAUACUUUUCUUUCAUUUUUUUUUUUCAAUUUUGUGAACCUCAAGAAUUUCUCUUGUCAUAUCCUUUUAGGCACGUUUCAAAAUAGUGUUUUUUUCAAAGACCGCGACACAGCUGCACUCUCGGCUAGGCAUGCGUAAAUGUCCUGAAAUAACAUUUGUAUAGCGCUGUGUGUCUGUCAAAUUCUUCUGUCCUCGUCCAGUCAUGCUGCACUGUGCUAUCAUGUGAUAGUGUUUUAGAAAUUGAAAUGUUUUGAAAUCAGAAUUCUCUUCUCCCGUGGUUUCAGGUAUCACUCGUUAGAAGACAAGCUGGUUCAUGAUCUGGGCAUGAAGAAGAUUGUGGUUGUUAUUAUGAGUGGUUGCGCAGCUUUUCAGCGCACGCAGUUCCUUAGUUGUUCAGUGAAUGACUUGUUGUCUCGUUCCAUUUGUGUGUUGGGAACAAGCUCGCCACUUAGCUUGCUUCGAGUGUGGUGUGCAGUUUGUGACUGAGGCUACCGAACCCCGAGGAAAAAAAAAAGCUGUGGAGCAAGCCAAAUAUUAUGCAGUUUCAGAAAUAGUUCACCCAAGCGACUUUGAAUACGAAAGAACCCAGAUUUUAUUAUCGGCCCUUGACUUUCUUUCGUGCUCUCUUUGCAUUCGUUUACAUUCUUUUGCAUGCUCGCUGGACUGCGUCGCCCAGCUUUAGGUCCUGUAUUUCUAAUACUGCCUAAUCCUUUGCAGUGAAACUUGCAUCACCGUGACAAGACUUGCACCAGCAGAUAGGAGCACGUAGGUGCAGAUUGCAAUUGGAUUAUAGUUUGGUUAAGCAUGGUGCCACGGAAUGUUGCCACUAGUGCUCCUGUUUGCAGCAUUGUCUUGGUAUUCUAUAAUGGUUGCACUAAAACUACUUUUACACAUUCCAGUAGGUACUUCUCAUAAUGCUGCUUGUAAGCAGCCUUUAAGUUUGACUGCAGAAAAGACAGGAAGCUGCUAAAAGGCUGGAUUGUCUCCAUGAUCCCAGUUUUCUGUUGCUCUUAUUGUAAGAAAUGUUUCCAAGUCAGUGAGCCGAAUGUGAAACUAUUUAUGUAUUGCUAAUGAGGCAUUUUAGGGAAAUAGUGAAUUCACUACUGCAGCUUAUGCUACUUUGUCGGCGUUUAAGGUAAUAGCCCUCAGAAACUUGGACAGGUCACGUAGGCCUAUCCUGUUCCAAAAGAUUAUGUGCACAUUUGUUUGUGAUCACUGGACAACAUAUAUUUGUAAUGUUGCUGUUGUCUGUGCUGUUCUCAUUUGCUUGUUUGUUGUGUUUUCUGCAUUUGUAAUUUAGUUAAAGCUGUUAUAUUUUAUGGCUGGUGGCUGCGUUAGAGGCAUUGUAUAUGGUUGGAUUCGGGGGGUUGAGUGGCCAUGCUCCCACUUCUGUGUUUCAGCAUCACUUUCAUGAACAAAAUAAAGUUAGAGAAUGUGGAGUAUACAUACAGAAGGAAGUUCCAGACAACAUACUGUGAAGGCGAUCUCCCAUCUGUAUUGUUUAGAAAACCCAUAUUUACACCAGCUAUACAUUAUUACAAAAAAGCGUAAUACUAGAGACUGUAGUUAACAUGGAGAAACAAUAUAUUCAAUAGCACAGUACAAUUAUUGUCAGAAAUGAUAACCAGUGGAAUGAUUACAUCGAGUGCAAAAUUUGAGGAGGUUUGAUUUAGAUCUGUAAAACUUAGAUGGUGCCUUGUGGUGGUGAGGUAGUAAUACAUGAUAUAGUAACGUGGCUGAAAAAUUUGUGGUAACAUUGCCAUGAUUAGUUCUAGGUUAUUGGGAAUUAGAAGCUGUUGUCAGAAGCAAAUCCAGUGGACCUGGAGUCUGGAAACUGGCUUGCACGUGGAACGGUGUGUGCACAUAUGCCUUCCAGGGACUGAUCUGGAGGAGCAAGGCUCUUCUGACCAUGUCAACAACGCCACAAGUAUGAUGCUCCCGGAAACAGCUGGUCCGUCACUGUUGCCAGAGGAGAGGCCUCGGCCAGUGCCAGCCGGGACCAUUGUUCAGCACCAGUGUCGCUUCUGCCCAUAUUCGACAUGGCAGAAGUUCCGUCUGGCAGUGCACGAGCGAGUGCACACGGGCGAGCGUCCCCAUCGGUGCCACGUCUGCAGCCGCGCGUUUGUGCAGAGCGCGCACUUGGUGGGCCACAUGCGGUCGCACACUGGCGAGCGUCCCUUUCGGUGCCACGUGUGCAACCGUGGGUUUGCACUCAACUCGGACAGGGUGCGCCACAUGCGGUCGCACACUGGCGAGCGGCCUUACUCGUGCCCGCACUGCCCGGCCGUCUUUGCCCAGUGCAGCAGCGUCAAGGUGCACAUGCGCAGGUACCAUGACCUGCACAGUGGUGCCCGCAGGCACCGUGCCUCCCCGGACGACAGCAGCAGUGGGAUGCCAUAGACGUGUUGUUGACCACAGAAGACCGCAUGUGUUGCCGAGUGUUGCCUCUCCACAACUUUCUCCCGCAUGACUGUUGCAAAUAAAAUCACUUCAGUUCAGUCUCCUACUAAAUUUACUAAAGGGAAAUCUGGCACUGUGAUCCUUCAGCUAUGUUGUGAAUGAUAAGCAAUGUAAUGAAACCUUGGUUAACGAGCACAAAUAUAUGGACUAUCGGAUAUAACGAUCGAGAUAUAAAAUAUGUCCAUGUAGCAAGACAAUCAACUAGGAGAGAGCAUCACGUCACGCAGUCAGCCUAGGCAUGUGAACUCUGCCUGAAGCCAUUCGCCUUGCCUUUUCCCUCGCAGUAUCGGCCCAGCACGUGACCUCAUAGACUCGGCGUAUUGGUUGGGAAUGUUUGGUUCCCGGCAGCUUUUAAACAAUGUGCAUCUGUUUGGCUGCCCUGCUGUAGCUCUGCAUGCAGAGCAGGAGCACUAAAACAUACUGUGUGCUCUGACAUGACGAUCACAUGUUGUGCUGAUACAUUAGGCUUCUAUCUUGUCCCUUAGUGCUCUCUCUAGUCCAUUCCUUCCUCUACGAAUGUUUCCCACAAAUGUGGAUUUGUGCAACCUCCAUGCUUGUGGCUUCAGGUGUUCUUGUACGCUCAGUUAUUACACUUUACUUUUCAAAAUUCCCAAGCAACCAUAUUUUCCUAAUGGCAUAGUCACAGUAGUCUACACUGAGGAAGGACUCCUGGCUGGAGGCCGUCACUGGACAAAUAAAGCUUUUCUGAUAAUCCAGCUAUAAGGACUCUCUAGUUGAAGAGGAAACCAUCAACAGCAAUGGCCUCCUCCUCAUACGUACUUGUGUUUCUCUGUUUUAUUUUUUAUUUCCUUUUCAGCUGCAGCAUAUCAGGCAAUGGAAACAGGUGACCAUGGAUGUCUUUAUAUAUAGUUUAGGCCUAGCUUAGUAAAGGAAGCGUAAAAGCCAUUUGAUUUCCUUUUGCUCAGGACGGCAACGUGACUGCAAACGUGACGCCCCAAAUAUACUUUUUUUU